AGGGGGGCAGGGGGCGUUUUCGGCAGCCUCGAAGUUCCUGGCAAUAAACUACAGUUUACUGACCAGUGUCAAUUAUCUUAGAGACAGCGCUGGAAGAUCAGAUAGCUGCAGAAACCUGUGAAGAGGCGUGACUUGUGCCGUUUCUUAACUCCACGAUGGUAGCCGAGAAAACAAAGCGUGUAUUUUUUUCGCUUCGGUAUGGUGACACGAGCGUUUGAUAUUUUUAUGAACGUUGCAUAAAAAUGCAGUCGUUUCUGUUUCAGAAGUACGCUUUGCACAAUGAACGUUUAUUUCGACUGGUUUUGUAAAGAAACUCUUGGGUGGCUGGUCGGACAAAGCUGAGAGCCCCGUUACGCUUUGCAACGCUGUCAUGCUGCCUAAAGUAGAGACAGAAUCCCUGGGACUCGUACGGUCGCAUGAGGAACAGGGACACAUGCCAGAGAACAUGCAAGCUCCCCAUUUUAAAAUGAUGGAGUACUCCUACGAUGAGGACAUGGACGAGUUGUGUCCAGUGUGUGGAGACAAGGUGUCUGGGUAUCACUACGGGCUACUGACCUGCGAGAGCUGCAAGGGCUUCUUUAAGCGAACGGUCCAGAACAAUAAAAGGUACACAUGUAUAGAGAACCAGAGCUGCCAGAUUGACAAAACACAGCGGAAACGGUGCCCCUACUGCCGAUUCCAGAAGUGCCUCACUGUGGGCAUGAAGCUGGAAGCCGUGAGGGCAGACCGCAUGCGAGGGGGCCGCAACAAGUUUGGCCCCAUGUACAAGCGGGACCGCGCCCUGAAGCAGCAGAAGAAGGCCCUGAUCAGGGCCAACGGCUUCAAGAUUGAGGCUAUGAGCCAUGCCCUGCAGACGGCACCCACGGACUUGACCGUCUCCUCUGCCAUACAGAGUUUCCACCCGGCCUCCAAGGGCAUGUCCUUAUGUCCUGCCGCCCUGCCCCCCUCCGACUAUGACCGGAGCCCCUUUGUCCCCUCCCCCAUCAGCAUGGCCAUGCCCCCGCACGGGGGCCCCCAGGGCUACCCGGCCUAUGGACAUUUCCAGAGCCGCACCAUCAAGUCUGAGUUUCCGGACCCCUACGCCAGCUCGCCAGAGUCCCUAAUGUGCUACCCCUAUGCCGACGCCUACCAGGGCGGCUCCCCGCCGGGCUUCCCCCACCUGGUGGUGGAGCUGCUCAAGUGCGAGCCGGACGAGCCACAGGUGCGGGCCCGGAUCCUGGCCUAUCUCCAGCAGGAGCAGGCGGGCCGAGGUAAACACGAGAAGCUCAACACCUUUGGCCUCAUGUGUAAGAUGGCUGACCAGACCCUGUUCUCCAUCGUCGAGUGGGCACGGAGCAGUGUCUUCUUCAGGGAGCUGAAGGUUGAUGACCAAAUGAAGCUGCUUCAGAACUGCUGGAGCGAACUCUUAAUCCUUGACCACAUUUUUCGACAAGUGGUACAUGGGAAGGAAGGCUCCAUUCUCCUCGUUACUGGUCAACAAGUGGAUUAUUCUGUAAUCGCCUCCCAGGCUGGGGCCACCCUCAGCAGCCUGCUGGGCCACGCCCAGGACUUGGUGGGAAAGCUGCGCUCCCUGCAGUUUGACCAGAGGGAAUUUGUGUGCCUGAAGUUCCUGGUGCUCUUCAACCUGGAUGUGAAGAACCUGGAGAACAUCCACCUGGUGGAGAGCGUCCAGGAGCAGGUGAACGCCGCACUGCUAGACUACACCAUGUGCAACUACCCCCAGCAGACAGACAAGUUCGGCCAGCUGCUACUGAGGGUCCCAGAGAUCCGGGCCAUGAGCAUGCAGGCGGAGGAGUACCUGUACUACAAGCACCUGAGCGGAGACGUGCCCUGUAACAACCUGCUCAUCGAGAUGCUGCACGCCAAGCGUGCCUGAGACUGACACACCCAAUACUGUAUCCUCCUGCCCCUAGAACACUGUCACAGCCUGUCGAAAAGAGACACUGAGCUUGGGAACCUUGGAUAUCUGGACAAGGGUGUGGCCAGAUGACCCUGAGCGGUGGACCAAGACAGAAACAAGACAGGAGGGAAAGAGAGACCGGGCUGUCACAGAAAACAGACUUUUUGUUUUGUUUGUUUUUUGUUUCAUUUUGUUUUCAGAAAGGCUGUUAAAGGGAUUUGAAAAAGCUGGCUGAAUGUGACUUAUGAAAGAGCAAGCCAAAGAAAUUGGAAACAAUAACACCUAUAAGUGCACAAGGCCCUGUUCACACCUGGCAUUAACAUGCUUCU
Megalops cyprinoides (Indo-Pacific tarpon) is the source of this 2229-nucleotide messenger RNA. RefSeq names its product nuclear receptor subfamily 5 group A member 2-like. The record is from RefSeq and is a predicted model, not a curated record. Lineage: Eukaryota; Metazoa; Chordata; Actinopteri; Elopiformes; Megalopidae. Gene Ontology annotation, molecular function: RNA polymerase II cis-regulatory region sequence-specific DNA binding; zinc ion binding; nuclear receptor activity. Gene Ontology annotation, cellular component: RNA polymerase II transcription regulator complex. Bases 371 to 1876 code for a protein of 501 amino acids. The transcript has 8 exons. Gene Ontology annotation, biological process: hormone-mediated signaling pathway; tissue development; regulation of transcription by RNA polymerase II.